Molecule: messenger RNA, 1915 nt
Organism: Paramecium octaurelia
Lineage: Eukaryota; Ciliophora; Oligohymenophorea; Peniculida; Parameciidae
Source: the annotation of a GenBank genome assembly
AUGAGCUCAGAAUAAAGAGUCAAAUUAUUGCAUUAGCAGUUUGAAGCCUAUAAAGAAAUGAAUGAGUAAGUUACUAAUCCUAUUGAAUCUCUCCAGCAUUACAGACAACUAAGUACAAUAGACAAAGCCAAAUAUGUUGAAAUAUUCUAUGGACGUAAUUCAAAAUAUAUAUAAAACCUAUUCGAUAUUGUGAAUAAAAACCUAGAUGCGUUUAUGCUUCAUCACCUUGAAGAACUUGCAUCAUUUGCUAUGGAUGGCUUCGAUCCAGCAGUUUGUGUAAGAUUUGGAGUCCAUUUCUCACUCUAUAUCAAAACUAUUCUCAAUUUAGGAACAGAAAACCACAAACAAUAUUUCGAAAAUGCUUAAACGCUAACAGAUAUUGGUAGUUUCAGUCUUACUGAAUUGGGACAUGGCUCAAAUGUAAGAUAAGUCUAAACUACUGCAAAAUAUGAUAAAGAUACAUAAACAUUUAUUAUCAAUACUCCCACAGAUUUAGCCACAAAAUUUUGGAUUGGAUCCAAAGCCAACUUAGCUAAUAUGACUGUAGUAUUUGCUUAACUCUAUAUUGAUGGAAAAUAAUAUGGAGUUCAUGCAUUUCUAGUUGAAAUUAGAGAUAAAACCAAUCACAAUGUUAAAAGUGGAAUUACAAUUGAAGAUUUCGGUCCCAAAAAUGGAUUGAAUGGAAUAGAAAAUGGAAUCUUAAUCUUCAAAAAUGUUAGAGUUCCUAUAGCAAAUAUGUUAGAUAGAUUUGCCAUAGUUACACCUUCAGGAGAAUUCAAACCUUCUAUUGAAGACCCAGACAAAAGAUUUGCAGUUCAAUUAGCAUCAUUAUUAGGGGGUAGAGGCACAUUAAUUUAUUAUGGACCUAUUACAUCUUUAAAUGCACUAGAUAUUGGAAUAAGAUAUGCUGCUAUAAGGAAAUAGGUUGGAUUAUCAGGAGAGAAGGAAUAAAGCAUUCUUGAAUAUCCUCUUACCUAACUCAGAUUAAUUGUUCCUUUGGCAUCUACUCUAGUAUAUAUGAUUGCUGCUAAGGCUAUAAAUAAUCUCUGGGAUACCACUUAGAACAAUGUUUUCAAUCCAAACAAAAUGGCUGAAAUUCAUGCUCUAUCAAGUGUAUUGAAGGGAAAAUUUGCUACAUUUUCGAAUAAGGUCAUCUUAGAGUGUAGAUACAUCCUAAGGGGUAGUCAAGGCUAACAUCCAUUUAAUAAAUUAGGAGUUAUGUUGCAUGAUUAAGAUAUUAAUAAUAUAUGGGAAGGAGACGCUAAUGUAUUUAUGCAACAGACUUUGAAAUUCUGCAUGGAUUAAAAGAAUAAGUUUAUAAACAAUCAAUAACCCAUUUAAUAUCCUUCACUCAAAUUCCUUUAGACUUUCAAAAUCAGACCAAUCAAAUUUGCAAAGGAUGAGGAUUACUUCUGUCCUAAAAAUAUUCAGUACCUAUUGGAAUAUAAAUUUGACAAAUAAUUAAAUAAUUUCAUAUAGGAUUUGACAGCGAACUUAAGCAAUUAUGACAUGUUGAAAUCUUGGAAUCCAUCUUUUGCAUUCAAAGGGUAAUAAAUCUCUAAUUCUUAUGCUGACUUAUAUUGUUUCCAAAAAUGGCAAGAACUUAAUAUUAAAAAUGAUUCAGUCUUAGAAAGAGCAUUUCAAAUUUGGUGUUUGACUAUCUUUGAAAAUGAACAAGAAUUUUAUAAAAAUAAUGGUAAAUUCAUAUUGUAAAAUUUUAGAAUUUAAUAUUUCUGAAGCAGCCGUUAAGAGAUUGUUAAUGAAACUUAGCAACUAAUUUAAGGAUGAAGCCAUAGGUAUCAUUGAUGCAUUAGUUCCUCCUGAUGAAGUCUUAGGUUCAAUUUUUGGAUCCUAAGAUGGAGACAUUUAUAACAAGUUUAUGUAAAAAAUAUGCAAUGGAAAGAACACUUUCUGA